This is a messenger RNA of Punica granatum (pomegranate), 1532 nucleotides long. Lineage: Eukaryota; Viridiplantae; Streptophyta; Magnoliopsida; Myrtales; Lythraceae. The record is from RefSeq and is a predicted model, not a curated record.
UGUGUAUACAGACGCAAUUUCCUGGAAAAUGAUAUCAACGGCAUUCUCCAUGCCUGCGGAGGUCCAUAUAAGAAGCAGUAGCACACGUUAUCUUCCAUUGCCAGAAAAAUUAUCAGACGUAGAAGUAGAAAUGGCGAGUGACAUGAGAACUGACUCCACGGAUUACCGACUCGAGCUCCUGUCUCCCGAAGGGCACGCUGAGCCAGCUCCGAGGUUGCCUUCGUGGCGACUCACAGCAGAUGAGUUUAAGCUUCCUCAGAAAACAAACGGGCAGGAUUCAGAAUGUGGACUAUCCCAAGUUCUCAAGACAAUGAAAAGACGGAGGAAGAUAGCAGAAUACUACAGGAGACAAGAGAGGCUUCUCAAGGGUUUCGGUGAAAUGGACUCGUUCAUGGAAAUGGGACAUCUACCCGGAAACUUGACAGAGGAUGAAAUGAAGCAACUGGCGAGGAGUGAGAAGGUGGCAAUAUAUACAUCCAACAUAGCGAACAUGGUGCUGUUCCUGGCGAAAGUUUAUGCAUCAGUGGAGAGCAGAUCUCUCGCUGUCAUAGCUUCGACUCUGGACUCACUGCUAGAUCUGUUAUCAGGUUUCAUUCUAUGGUUCACUGCUCAUGCAAUGAGAAAACCGAACCAGCUCCGCUACCCCAUUGGCAAGGAAAGGAUGCAGCCUGUGGGUAUAGUUGUCUUUGCAUCAGUAAUGUGCACUCUUGGACUGCAGAUAUUGUUUGAAUCGGGGAGGGAACUCAUCAUGAAGACUCAACCCGAAAGAGAUCCUGAGAAGGAGAGGUGGAUGAUCGGGAUUAUGGUUUCAGUCACAAUAGUAAAGUUUGUGCUCAUGGCUUAUUGUCGCAGAUUCCAGAACGACAUCAUCAGGACAUAUGCAAAAGAUCACUUAUUCGACGUGAUCACCAACUCAAUAGGUCUAGCAGCUGCUGUUCUAGCUAUUCGGUUUUACUGGUGGCUUGACCCUACUGGGGCUAUCCUAAUAGCAGUGUACACGAUGAACUCAUGGGCGAGGACCGUCAUUGAGAAUGUGGGUUCACUAAUCGGGAAAACUGCACCAGCAGAGUAUAUUGCAAAACUGACGUACCUCAUAUGGAACCAUCACUGGGACAUCAAGCACAUCGCAACGGUGAGAGCAUACAAGUGUGGCUCCUUCUACUUCGUGGAAGCCGACAUAGUCUUACCAGGAGAUAUGUCUCUCAAUGUGGCUCAUGACAUAGGAGAGACGCUUCAAGAGAAACUUGAGCUUUUGCCUGAUGUCGAGAGAGCUUUCGUUCAUGUGGACUUUGACAGUAAUCACCCUCCAGAGCACAAGAGACCUAAGGCGCCCUGACAAAGAAGACGAUCCAUCGAAGGACAGAGGAUGCAAGUGACAGUACUGUGCCUAGAUAAGUCUUACGAAAACAUUGAUUUACUAUAUUGUUUAAGCUCUUUGAUUUGAUUCUGAUGAGACGAACUAUCAUGCUUCCUAUUAUACUAGUGAAGUGAUGAAAGAAAUACAUAUAUUUUGAUUCGUACGAGGACCUAAA